This is a messenger RNA of Neofelis nebulosa (Clouded leopard), 828 nucleotides long. It is a transcript of the gene MRGPRG, whose product is annotated as MAS related GPR family member G. Gene Ontology annotation, molecular function: G protein-coupled receptor activity. Gene Ontology annotation, biological process: G protein-coupled receptor signaling pathway. Gene Ontology annotation, cellular component: membrane. The record is from RefSeq and is a predicted model, not a curated record. Lineage: Eukaryota; Metazoa; Chordata; Mammalia; Carnivora; Felidae.
AUGUUCGGGCUCUGGAGAACCUCCAACAGCGUGCUUCUCGACCUCACUCUGGCCGUCGGCCUCGGAGGGCUGGUGGGGAGCGGGCUUGUCCUCUGGCACCUCGGCUUCCGUGUCAGGAAGGGCCCCCUCUCCGUCUACGUCCUCCGCCCGGCCGCCGCGGACAGCCUGUUCCUCUGCUGCCAGCUGGGCUUCUCCACCGUCCAGGCCGCCCUGGGCUCCCGGGACAACCUGUCCUUCGCGGGCUUCUCCGCGGGGCUGGGGCUGCCGGCGGCCUCGGCACCGAAUGGCUGCCUGUCCCACGUCUUCCCCACCUGCAGCCCCGGCUGCCGGCCCAGACACACCUCGGGCGUCGUCUGCGGCCUCGUCUGGGCCCUGAGCCCGCCGGCCAUACUGAGGCCUGCCAACGCCUGCGGCCCGCUGCGGCCCGCACCGGACCUGUGGCUGCUGUCCCCGGCCUGCGCGGGGGAGCCCGGCGCCCCCUCCCUCCGGGUGAACUGCUGCUCCCAGCACCCGCGGCCCAAGUUGUGGGGCUUCGCUCUGGGCUCCGGGCUCCUCUUUUGGGGCCUCCUGCUGGUCUUCUGGAGCCUGUGGCCCCUCCUCAACCUCCUGCGGCCCCUGUUCGGCCCGCUGGCCACCCUCCGCGACACCAAGCCCUUCAUCUGCUUCACAGCAGGCCAGCAGCCGGGCAAACGCCAGCCGCUGUGCGUGGUUCUGCAGAGGUCCCUGAGGGAGGAGGCCGCGCGGGGGGCCAGGGGCCAGUCUCUGCCUCAAUGUGAUGAUAAGGACGAGGUGGUUGGCUAUAAAAACUCUGUACUCCGGCUGUUCUAG